Brienomyrus brachyistius is the source of this 1092-nucleotide messenger RNA. RefSeq names its product zona pellucida-like domain containing 1a (gene zpld1a). Lineage: Eukaryota; Metazoa; Chordata; Actinopteri; Osteoglossiformes; Mormyridae. The transcript is spliced from 9 exons. The record is from RefSeq and is a predicted model, not a curated record. Bases 4 to 1080 code for a protein of 358 amino acids. Gene Ontology annotation, cellular component: cell surface.
GAAAUGGAACGAACAUGUUUGGUUCUUGUGCUUAUGAGUAAGGCUCUCUCAGUCACGGCACAGUUCAAUGGGUACAACUGCGAUGCAAACUACCACAGCAGGUUUCCUGCGGAGCGGGACAUCAGUGUGUACUGCGGGGUGCAAACCAUCACCCUUAAGAUCAACUUCUGCCCCGUGCUGUUCUCUGGCUACACGGACAUUGAUCUGGCCCUCAACGGUCGUCACGGCGAUGCCCACUGCCGAGGCUUCAUCAACAACAACACCUUCCCCACAGUGGUGCUCUUUAGCAUCAGCCUGAAUACGCUGGAGUCCUGCGGAAACUCCCUGGUGGUAACCACGGCGCAUGGGGCCAACGCCUACGGGAACCUCUCCCUGGUGCAGAUCGGGAACAUAUCGGGCUACAUCGACACCCCAGACCCACCCACCAUUAUUAGCUACCUGCCUGGGCUGUUGUACAAAUUCAGCUGUAGCUAUCCUCUCGAGUACCUGGUCAACAAUACUCAGCUCGCGUCGUCAGCUGCAGCAAUAUCUGUUAAGGACAGCAAUGGCACAUUUAUAAGCACCUUGAGUUUAUUACUUUACAACGACUCCACGUACACGCAGCAUCUGGCUAUUCCUAUGGCCGGGCUGACGUUGAAGACGCGAGUGUUUGCAGCCGUGAAGGCCACCAAUCUGGAUAGAAGGUGGAACGUACUGAUGGAUUAUUGUUACACAACUCCGUCUGGGAACCCCAACGACGAGCUGCGCUACGACCUUUUCUUUAGCUGUGACAAGGACCCCCAGACGACCGUCUUUGAGAACGGAAAGAGCCAGAUGGGCCGCUUUUCUUUUGAGGUGUUCCGCUUCGUCAAGCACAAGAACCAGAAGAUGUCCACAGUGUUCCUGCACUGUGUCACCAAGCUGUGCCGCGUCGAUGACUGUGCACUUCUCAUGCCGAUCUGUGGAAGCAGAAAGAAAAGGGACGUGUCAGAUAAAAAGGAGUCGAGCUCCACCUCUGAGAAGGCGGUCAUAACGGCGGGGCCCAUCAUCACUCGCAGUGAUGAAACUCCAAUGAAUAAUUCUCAGAUGGGUAAGCCUUGACAUUGUUUCAAC